UAGAAAACGGGAUGCCUCGGGCGCCGGGGCCGGCUUUCCGCUACUAGGAGUCCGCCGGGGUGCAGGCCUACAGGAGCGCUCGCGAGCAGAGGUGCUGCCGGUGCCGCGUGCUACGCGCGCCCACGUCCCGGGGAAGGAACGGCGAGGCCGGGGCCCCGGAUGGUCGCGGGGAUGGAGCGCGGCGCUGCGGCGGUGGCGUGCACGCUGCUGCUGGCUUUCGCCGCCUGCCCGGCGCCGGCCAGUGGCCAAGAAUGUGACAGUGAACAUUUUCGCUGUGAAGACGGGCAGUGUAUCCCUGUAUCCUGGAGGUGUGAUGGGACCAGAGACUGCCUGGAUGACACGGAUGAAGCUGGUUGCUCUCCCCCUUCUUGCAGCUCAAACCAGUUCCUGUGUCAGGCUGAAGGUCUGUGCAUCCCUAACUUCUGGGAGUGUGACAAUGACCAGGACUGUGAGGAUGGCUCCGAUGAACAUCAACAUUGCCCUGGGAGAACAUGCUCAAGCCAUCAGAUUACAUGCUCCAAUGGUGAAUGUAUCCCAGAAGAAUACAGGUGUGACCACGUCAGAGACUGCUCAGAUGGAACUGACGAGAAAGAUUGCCAUUACCCGACAUGUGAACAGCUUACCUGUGCCAACGGAGCCUGCUAUAACAGCAGUCAGAAAUGUGAUGGGAGCAUUGACUGCCGAGACUCUUCUGAUGAAAGCAACUGCACUCAGGAAUGUUCACAACACGAGUUCCAGUGUGACAUUGGGGUGUGCAUCCCUCGUAUCCAUGUCUGUGACCAUUACCCUGAUUGUGAUGAUGGCGCUGAUGAGCGUUCUUGCGCCUACGAGACCUGCAAAGGUAACCAGUUCACUUGCUCCAACGGCUACUGCAUUAGUCAAAAUAAGGUCUGUGACGGAGAGAGUGACUGCAGAGAUAAUGGAGAUGAAAAUGGAUGUGACCUCAGUACUCGGGUUCAUGAAUGUUACCCAGGCGAAUGGGCUUGUCCAGAGUCUGGAAAAUGCAUCUCAGUUACCAGUGUUUGUGAUGGGAAGUUAGAUUGUCCAGGAGGAGAAGAUGAAACUAAUAGUGCCAAAGGACUAUUUUGUGAAGGGCAUUUGUGUAAUGUAAUGCUCUGUGAGUACCAUUGCCGCAGAUCACCAACUGGAGGGAUGUGUUAUUGUCCCCUUCGUUUAAUUGUUGACCAAAAUGACACCACCCACUGUGUUGAAUUUAAAAGUUGCCAGAUAUGGGGAGCUUGUGACCAAAUAUGUGAAGACCGAGGGGACCAUCACCGGUGCCACUGCGCGGAAGGGUAUGUCUUGGAGCAUCAGCGGCAUUGCAAAGCUAAUACUUCCUUUGAGCAGGCCUCUGUUAUCUUCUCCAACGGUCGGGAUUUGCUAAUUGGUGAUAUUCAUGGAAGGAACUUUUCGAUGCUCGUGGAGUCUCAAAAUCGUGGAGUGGUUGUGGGUGUGGAUUUUCACUAUCACCUACACAGAGUCUUUUGGACUGACACGGUGCAAGAUAAGGUUUUUUCGGUUGACAUUAAUGGCUUAAAUAUCGAAGAAGUUGUUUCUCUUGAUGAUCCAGAGAAUCUGGCUGUAGAUUGGGUUAAUAAUAAACUUUAUUUAGUAGAGACGAAGGUCAACCGCAUAGAUCUGGUAAAUAUAGACGGAAGCCACCGGGUUGUCCUCAUAACUGAAAACUUGGGGCAUCCUCGAGGAAUUGCCGUGGACCCUACACUUGGUUAUCUAUUUUUCUCUGAUUGGAAGAGCCUUUCUGGGGAACCUAAGGUGGAAAGGGCUUUCAUGGAUGGCACCAACCGUAAAGACUUGGUAAAAACAAAAUUGGGAUGGCCUGCUGGGAUAACCCUGGAUAUAGUAUCAAAGCGUGUUUACUGGGUCGACUGCCGGUUUGACUACAUUGAGACUGUAACUUAUGAUGGAGUUCAAAGGAAGAUGGUAGUCCGAGGAGGCUCUCUUGUUCCUCAUCCCUUUGGAAUAAGCUUGUUUGAAAAUCAUGUAUACUUUACUGACUGGACAAAGAUGGCUGUAAUAAAGGCAAACAAGUUCAGAGAGACCAGUCCACAACUAUACCACCAGACCUCUCUAAGGCCCUUUGGAGUGACUAUUUACCAUUCCCUCAGGCAGCCUUAUGUUAGGAAUCCAUGUGGAAAUAACAAUGGGGGCUGUGAACAGAUCUGUGUCCUCAGCCAUGUAACAGAUAAUGAUGGUUUGGGUUACCGCUGUAAGUGCACAUUCGGCUUCAGCCUGGAUGUGGAUAACCGCCACUGUGUUGCUGUUAAGCAGUUCCUGAUCUUUUCAUCUGAGGUGGCUGUUCGUGGCAUCCCAUUCAACCUGUCUACCCAAGAAGAUGUCAUAGUUCCAGUGACAGGAAACCCUUCUUUCUUUGUUGGAGUUGAUUUUGAUGCCCAGGAGAACACUAUCUUUUUUUCAGAUACAUCAAAAGACAUGAUUUUUAAACAAAAUAUCAAUGGUACAGGAAGAGAAAUUCUCACUGCCAACAGGGUGGAAAGUGUUGAAAGUUUGAGUUUUGAUUGGAUUUCAAAGAAUCUUUAUUGGACAGAUGCUUCUUACAGGAGUAUCAGUGUCAUGAGGUUAGCUGAUAAAUCAAGACGUGCAAUAAUCCAGAAUUUAAAUAACCCACGAUCAAUUGUAGUUCAUCCUAUUGCUGGUUACAUAUUCUUCACUGACUGGUUCCGUCCUGCUAAAAUUGUGAGAGCAUGGAGUGAUGGAUCUAACCUUUUGCCUAUAGUAAACACUACUCUUGGAUGGCCCAAUGGGUUGGCCAUUGAUUGGGGUGCUUUACGGUUGUACUGGGUAGAUGCCUUUUUUGAUAAAAUUGAGCACAGCACCUUUGAUGGCUUAGACAGAAGAACCCUGGGCCAUAUACAGCAGAUGACACAUCCAUUUGGACUUACUGUCUUUGAAGACUAUGUGUUUUUUACUGACUGGAGACUCGGUGCUAUUGUUCGAGUGAGGAAAAUGGAUGGUGGAGACAUGAGAAUUAUCCGAAGUGGUAUCACUAAUAUAAUGCAUGUGAAAUCAUACAAUGCCAACACUCAGACUGGUUCUAACUACUGCAAUCGACCCACACAUCCAAACGGCGACUGUAGCCACUUCUGCUUCCCAGUGCCAAAUUUCCAGCGGGUGUGUGGUUGUCCCUAUGGAAUGAGUUUGACUUCUAAUCACUUGACAUGCCAGGAAGACCAGUCCCAUGAACCACCCCUGGAACAGUGUGGUGCCUUUUCCUUUCCAUGUAGCAAUGGCAGAUGUGUUCCCAGUCACUACCGCUGUGAUGGAGUAGAUGACUGUCAUGAUAAUAGUGAUGAGCACCUAUGUGGCAAAUUUAACAAUUCCUGUGCACCUUCAGCAUUCAUGUGUGGCCAUGGAGAGUGUAUCCCUGCACACUGGAAGUGUGACAAGCAGAAUGACUGUCUGGAUGGCAGUGAUGAACAGAACUGUCCCUCCCAGGCACCCACUACCUGCCCUGCAUCCUUAUUCACCUGUGAUAAUAAUAUGUGUAUCCCAAGGAGGUGGCUCUGCGACACAGAUAAUGACUGUGUCGAUGGAUCCGAUGAGAAGAAUUGUCAAUUUACAGGGACAUGCCUACCUAGUCAGUUUCGUUGUCUUGAUCAUCGAUGUAUUGAUGUAUCCUUUGUCUGUGAUGGGGACAAGGACUGUGUUGAUGGAUCUGAUGAAGAUAGUUGUGUAAUCCAUUGCACCGCUUCUCAAUUCAAAUGUGCCAGUGAAGGUCGGUGUAUUAGCAUUACAUAUCGUUGUGAUGGUGUUUUUGACUGCAGUGACCAAUCUGAUGAGUUAGACUGUUCAACUAGGCCUCCUGGGAUGUGCCACACAGAUGAAUUUCAGUGCCAAGCAGAUGGCGUCUGCAUCCCAAAGAGCUGGGAGUGUGAUGGGCACCCAGACUGCAUCUAUGGAUCUGAUGAGUACCACGGCUGUGCCCCCAAGACUUGCCCUUUAACUCACUUCCUGUGUGAUAAUGGAAACUGCAUCUAUAGAGACUGGCUCUGUGAUGGGGACAAUGACUGCAGGGAUAUGAGUGAUGAGAAGGACUGCCCUACUCAGGCUUUUCACUGUCCCAGUUGGCAAUGGCAGUGCCCUGGCCAUAGCAUCUGUGUGAAUCUGAGUGCAGUGUGUGAUGGCAUCUUUGAUUGCCCCAAUGGGACAGAUGAAUCCCCACUUUGCAACCAGGAUAGCUGCUCAUAUUUCAAUGGUGGUUGUACUCACCAGUGUGUUCAGGGGCCCUAUGGGGCUCAAUGCUUAUGCCCACCAGGAUACUUUCUUGCGAAUGACUCUAAGACCUGUGAAGACGUGUCUGAGUGUGAUGUCCCAGGCUUUUGUAGUCAGCAUUGUUACAAUAUGAGAGGUUCAUUCCGAUGCUGGUGUGAUAAAGAAUACACGUUAGACACUAAUGGAAGAACUUGCAAAGUUACAGAAUCUGAAAGUCUGUUGAUACUUGCGGCAAGUCGGAACCAAAUUAUUGCUGACAAUAUCACUUCCCAGUUUCACUCUAUCUCUUCAAUUAUCCAGAAUGGUUCUCACAUUGCAGCUCUUGAUUUUGAUUCCAUCAGUGGCCGUGUCUUUUGGUCUGAUGGAGGUCAGGGUAAAAUCUGGAGUGCAUUUCAAAAUGGAACAGAUAGAAGAGUAAUACUUAACACUGGUGCCACUCUGACUGAAAGUAUGGCGGUAGAUUGGGUAGGUCGCAAUCUUUAUUGGACAGACUAUGCUCUGGGAACAAUUGAAGUAUCUAAACUGGAUGGAAGUCACAGGACCGUGCUGAUUAGUAAUAAUGUAUCAAAUCCAAGGGGAUUAUCAUUAGAUCCCAGAAUUAGUGACCAUUUAAUGUUCUGGUCUGACUGGGGCCGUCACCCUCGUAUUGAACGAGCCAGCAUGGAUGGCAGUUUGCGCACUGUCAUUGUUCAGGACAAGAUUUUCUGGCCCAGUGGCAUAACAAUUGACUAUCCCAACAGAUUGCUCUAUUUCAUAGAUUCCUAUCUUGAUUAUAUAGACUAUUGUGAUUAUAAUGGACAGCAUCGGAGGCAGGUGAUAGCCAGUGAUUUGAUUCUGCGACAUCCUUAUGCCCUAACAGUCUUCGAAGACUCUGUGUACUGGACUGACCGUUCUAUUAAUCAGGUUUUGCAAGCCAAUAAGUGGCAUGGUGGAAACCACUCAGUCAUAAUUCGCAAUCUUCAGCAGCCCCUGGGAAUUGUUGCAGUUCAUCCUGUGAGACAACCUAACAGUGAAAAUUCCUGUGCUUCUUCCUCCUGCAGACAUCUAUGCUUGCUUUCCUCACAGAGGCCACGCCUUUAUUCUUGUGUUUGUCCCUCAGGAUGGACUCUUUCUUAUGAUUCUGUGUCUUGCUUGAGAGAUGAUCGACCUUUCUUAGUAACUGUAAGAUACAGUAUAAUUUUUGGAUUCUUCCUCAAUCCUGAGGUGAAGAGCAAUGAUGCUAUGGUUCCCAUAGCAGGGAUAAUGAACGGUUAUGAUGUUGAAUUUGAUUACUCAGAGCAGUUCAUCUAUUGGGUUGAGAAUCCAGGUGAAAUUCACAGAGUGAAGAUAGAUGGCACCAACAGGACAGUAUUAGUUUCUCUGUCUAGGUUGGGUUCUUCCAUGAGCCUGGCCUUGGAUUGGAUAUCAAAAAACUUAUAUUAUACCAAUCCUGCUACUCUGUCAAUUGAGGUUUUGAAACUCCGGGGAGAUGUCAGAUACAGAAAAACCCUGAUGACCAACGACGGGACGGCUCUUGGAGUUGGUAUGCCAGUUGGCAUAACAGUUGACCCUGCUAACGGGAAACUGUACUGGUCGGACCAAGGAACGGACAGUGGUGUUCCUGCCAAGAUUGCAAGUGCUAACAUGGAUGGCACAUUUCCAAAAGUUCUCUUCACUGGGAACCUUGAACACGUGGAGCUUAUCACCCUUGAUAUUACAGAGCAGAAACUCUAUUGGGCUGUCACCAGCACGGGAGUGAUUGAAAGAGGAAACGUGGAUGGUACAAAUCGAAUGAUCCUGGUAAACCAUCUUUCCCGUCCCUGGGGAGUUGCUGUCUAUGGUUCUUACCUUUAUUACACUGAUGAAGACUAUGAGGUCAUUGAAAGAGUUGACAAGAACACUGGGGGCGACAAAAUAGUCUUGAGACAGAAUAUUCCAAACUUGAGGGGUCUCCGAGUUUAUCACAGAUACAGCACAUCCUACAAUGGCUGUAGCAACAAUGUGAAUGCCUGUCAGCAGAUUUGCCUGCCUUUACCAGGGAGAUUGUUCUCAUGUGCCUGUGCCACGGGAAUGAAACUCAAUCCUGAUAAUCGGACCUGCUCUCCAUAUAGCUCUUUCCUUGUUGUUUCAAUGCUGUCUACAAUUAGAGGCUUUAGCUUGGAAUUUUCAGAUCACUCAGAAGCCAUGGUGCCAGUGGCGGCCCAAGGACGAAAUGCACUGCAUGUGGAUGUUGAUGUAUCCUCUGGCUUUAUUUAUUGGUGUGAUUUUAGCAGUUCUGUGACAUCUUAUAAUGCAAUCCGUAGAAUCAAACCUGAUGGGUCUGCUUUUACAAACAUUGUUACACAAGGAAUAGGAGAAAAUGGAGUUCGGGGAAUAGCAGUGGAUUGGGUAGCAGGAAACCUUUACUUCACCAAUGCUUUCGUGUCUGAAACACUGAUAGAAGUUCUGCGGAUCAACACCACCUACCGCCGUAUUCUCCUUAGAGCUACAGUGGAUAGACCCAGGGAUAUUGUUGUAGACCCCAAGAACAGAUAUCUCUUCUGGGCUGACUAUGGCCAAAGCCCGAAGAUUGAGCGUUCUUUUCUUGAUUGUACUAACCGAACUGUGCUUGUAUCAGAAGGCAUUGUCACACCACGGGGGUUGGCAGUAGACCAUAGCAAUCGCUAUGUUUAUUGGGUUGAUGAUUCUUUAGAUAUAAUUGCAAGGAUCGGUAUUGAGGCAGAGGUGUCUGAAAUAGUUCGUUACGGAAGUCGUUAUCCUACUCCUUAUGCCAUAACUGUUUUUGGAAAUUCUAUCAUAUGGGUAGACAGAAAUUUAAAAAAAAUCUUCCAAGCUAGCAAGGAACCAAAUAGCAGUGAGAUGCCAACGGUGAUAAGGGACAAUAUUGAUUGGCUAAGAGAUGUGACCGUCUUUGACCAGAGUAUUCAGCCACGGUCACCAGCUGAGGUCAACCACAACCCUUGUUUGGAAGAUAAUGGUGGAUGUGCCCAUUUCUGUUUUGCUGUGCCUGGAUUGAAUACCCCAAAAUGUGGCUGUGCCUUUGGAACCUUACAAGGUGAUGGCAAGAACUGUGCCAUUGCAACAGAAAAUUUCCUCGUCUUUGCCUUGGCAAAUACCUUGAGAAGCUUACACUUGGACCCUGAGGAUCACAGCCCACCUUUCCAACCGAUAAAUGUGGAAAGUGCUGUUGUAGAUCUGGCUUAUGACGACAUAAGUAACAGAAUCUACUUCACACAGUCUUUGGAAUCUAGAAAUGGUCAGAUUGCAUAUGUCAAUCUAAAUUCAGGGACCAGGUCUUCCACUGCCAUUUUUUCAGGUGAAGGGACUCUUGAUGGCAUUGCCUUUGACUGGAUCAAUAGAAGAAUAUAUUACAGUGACUACACCAAUGAGACAAUUAACUCAGUUGCUGAGGAUGGGUCUAAGCGCACUGUGAUAGCCCAUGUUUCAAAGCCAAGAGCAAUUGUAUUGGAUCCUUGUCGAGGGUACAUGUACUGGACUGAUUGGGGUACUAAUGCCAAAAUUGAGAGAGCCACACUGGGAGGAAAUUUCCGGGUACCUAUUGUGAACAGCAGCCUGGUCUGGCCCAAUGGCCUCACUCUGGACUACGAGAAUGACCUUCUCUACUGGGCAGAUGCCAGUCUGCAGAAGAUUGAGCGGAGUACUCUGACGGGCACACAGCGUGAGGUCGUUGUCAGCAGAGCCUUUCAUCCUUUUAGCUUGACUCUCUAUGGCCAGUACAUUUAUUGGACUGACUGGAACACAAAAAAAGUUUACCGAGCUAACAAAUAUGAUGGGUCAGGUCAGAUGGCAAUGACCGUGAGUUUUUCUUUCCGGCCUAAUGGUAUUCGCGUUGUUGUGAAGAAUCAACAGCAGUGUAGCAAUCCUUGCAGUGAGUUUAAUGGAGGCUGCAGCCAUAUUUGUGCACCAGGUCCAAAUGGUGCUGAGUGUCAGUGUCCACAUGAGGGCCACUGGUAUCUGGCCAACAACCAAAAGCACUGCAUUGUGGACAACGGGACCCGGUGCGAUAGCUCCAAGUUCACCUGCUUCAAUGGGCAUUGCAUCUCAGAGCAAUGGAAGUGUGACAACGAUAAUGACUGUGGUGAUGGCAGUGAUGAGCUGGAAAUUGUCUGUGCGUUUCACAUCUGCCCUCCGACAGCCUUCACCUGCGACAAUGGGCGAUGCGUCCAGUAUCAUUACCGCUGUGAUCACUACAAUGACUGUGGUGACAACAGUGACGAGGCAGGGUGCCUGUUCUCGGAAUGUAACGCCACUUCGGAGUUUACUUGUAGUAACAAAAGGUGUAUUCCUCUUCAGUUUGUCUGCAAUGGCGUAAACAACUGCAAUGAUAAUGACAUGUCAGAUGAGAAAAAUUGCUCUGAUCGCACCUGCCUGCCUGGAUAUGUAAAAUGUGAGACUACAAAGAUUUGCAUUUCUCAUUUUUACUUGUGUGAUGAAGACAAUGACUGUGGAGACAUGAGUGAUGAAAGCCCUCUUUUCUGUGCUACUCAGACGUGCAACAGCGAGGAGUUUCACUGCACAUCUGGACGUUGUAUCCCCAGACACUGGUACUGUGAUGAGGAAAGAGACUGUCCUGAUGGCUCUGAUGAGCCUAACACUUGUGAGUACCAUGAAGCAACAUGCUUAAGUAAUGAGUACAAGUGUGACAGUGGGCGGUGCAUACGAAGAGAAUGGAUCUGUGAUGGUGAUAAUGACUGUGGAGACAUGAGUGAUGAGGAUGAAAGGCACCAUUGCAACAGUCACACCUGCUCAAGUUCUGAGUUUGUCUGUGCAAAUAAUGUGCCUCCAUCCAGGAAGUGCAUUCCCCAGUCCUGGGUCUGUGAUGGUGAUCCGGAUUGUUCUGAUGGUGCUGAUGAACAUCAAAAUUGUACAAGGAUAUCUUGCUCUGGAAAUGAUUUCACCUGUAGUAAUGGGUGGUGUGUCCCACACUCAUACAGGUGUGACCGGCACAAUGACUGUGGUGACUACAGUGACGAGAGGGACUGCUUGUACCCCACCUGCAGUGAGAGCCAGUUUACCUGUCAGAACGGGUUGUGCAUUCAUAAGCAGGAAGUCUGUGAUGGGGAAAAUGACUGUAGAGAUGGAUCUGAUGAGCUGGAGCACCUGUGCCACACUCCAGAGACCACGUGCCCCCCUCAUCAGUUCAGGUGUAACAAUGGGAACUGCAUCGAUAUGGUGAAAGUCUGCAACCACCUAGAUGACUGCUCAGACAACAGUGAUGAAAAAGGAUGUGGUGUUAAUGAAUGCAACGACCCUUUACUCAGUGGCUGUGACCACAACUGCACAGACACACUCACCAGUUUCUAUUGUUCUUGCCGUCCUGGUUACAAGCUUAUGUUUGACAAUCGGAGUUGUGAUGAUAUUGAUGAAUGCACGGAGACUCCCUUUGUCUGUAGCCAGAAGUGUGAGAAUACAGUGGGCUCCUACAUCUGUAAAUGUGCCCCCGGCUACCUCCGAGAACCAGAUGGAAGAAGCUGCCGGCAGAACAGUAACAUCGAGCCCUAUCUCAUUUUUAGCAACCGUUACUAUCUGAGAAAUCUAACUCUAGAUGGCCAUUUUUACUCCCUCAUUUUGCAAGGACUGGGCAAUGCUGUGGCACUGGAUUUUGACCGGGUAGAAAAGAGACUGUAUUGGAUUGAUGCAGAGAAUAAAGUCAUUGAGAGAAUGUUUCUGAAUAAGACAAACAAGGAAACAGUUAUAAGCCACAGACUACCAGCUGCAGAAAGUCUGGCUGUAGACUGGGUUACCAGAAAGCUCUAUUGGGUGGAUGCCUACCUGAAUUGCCUCUCUGUCUCUGACCUUGCUGGUCGAUACCGCCGCAAGUUGGCUGAGCAUUGCGUGGAUGUCAACAAUACCUUCUGCUUUGAAAAUCCCAGAGGAAUUGCCCUUCACCCUCAUUAUGGGCAUGUCUACUGGGCAGACUGGGCUCACCGAGCAUACAUUGGAAGAGUAGGCAUGGAUGGAAUGAAUAAGUCUGUGAUUAUUUCUACCAAGAUAGAGUGGCCCAAUGGCAUCACCAUUGAUUACACCAAUGAUCUACUCUAUUGGGCAGAUGCCCACCUGGGUUACAUUGAGUACUCUGAUUUGGAGGGCCGACAUCGGCAUACCGUGUAUGAUGGGACACUGUCUCACCCCUUUGCUAUUACCAUUUUUGAAGACACUAUUUAUUGGACAGAUUGGAAUACAAGGACAGUUGAAAAAGGAAAUAAAUAUGAUGGAUCACAUAGGACUGUCCUGGUGAACACAACACAUAAGCCGUUUGACAUCCAUGUGUAUCAUCCGUACAGGCAGCCAAUUGUGAACAAUCCCUGUGGUGCCAACAAUGGUGGGUGUUCUCACCUCUGCCUCAUCAAAGCAGGAGGCAAUGGAUUCACCUGUGAGUGUCCAGAUGACUUCCAAACCCUCCGUAUGGGUGAGCUCAACCUCUGCGUGCCCAAGUGCUCAAGCACCCAGUUCCUGUGUGCUAACCAUGAAAAGUGUAUUCCUAUCUGGUGGAAAUGUGAUGGACAGAGAGACUGCUCAGAUGGCUCCGACGAAUCGGUCGUUUGCCCACAGCGCUACUGCCCACUAGGCCAGUUCCAAUGCCAGGAUGGCAACUGUACCAGCUCGCACUUCCUGUGCAAUGCUCACCAAGAUUGCCCUGAUGGCUCUGAUGAAGACCAGGUUCUUUGUGAGCAUCACCGCUGCGAGUCCAAUGAAUGGCAGUGUGCCAACAAACGUUGCAUCCCUGAAGCCUGGCGGUGUGACUCAGAGAACGACUGCGGGGAUAACUCAGAUGAAGAUGUUUACAACUGUGCCAGCAGGAUCUGCCAGCCGGGCUAUUUUAAGUGUGCCAACAACCACUGCAUCCCUCAGGGCUGGAAGUGUGAUGUGGACAAUGACUGUGGAGACUACUCGGAUGAGCCGAUGUCCGAAUGCAUGAGCCAUCGCUGUGACAACCAUACAGAAUUCAGCUGUAGGACGAACUACCGCUGCAUCCCACAGUGGGCUGUAUGCAAUGGUUUCAAUGACUGCAGGGACAACAGUGAUGAGCAAGGCUGUGAGGAGAGGACGUGCAAACCUUUGGGAGAAUUCCGCUGUAACAACCACCACUGCAUCCCUCUUCGCUGGAGAUGUGACGGGCACAAUGACUGUGGAGAUAACUCAGAUGAGGAAAACUGCGUCCCCCGGGAGUGCUCAGAAAGUGAAUUUCGAUGUGAUGAUCAAAGCUGUAUCCCCUCUCGAUGGGUCUGUGACCACACCAAUGACUGUGGAGACAACUCAGAUGAGCGAGACUGUGAGUUGAAGACCUGCCAACCCGGAUAUUUUCAGUGUCAGAGCGGACACUGUGUGCCUGAACAAUCGAAAUGUGAUGGAACCGCCGACUGUCUGGAUGCCUCUGACGAAGCCACCUGUCCCACUCGCUUCCCCAAUGGUGCAUAUUGUUCGGCUACCAUGUUCGAAUGUAAAAACCAUGUUUGUAUCAGGUCAUCAUGGAAAUGUGAUGGUGAUAAUGACUGUGGCGAUGGUUCUGACGAAGAACUCCACCUGUGCUUGGAUGUUUCCUGUGAUUCACCAUUCCGGUUCCGAUGUGACAACAAUCGCUGCAUUUAUAAGCACGAGCUGUGCAACCAUGUGGAUGACUGUGGCGACGGGAGUGAUGAGAAAGAGGAGCAGUGUGUAGCUUCGACCUCUAGACCUUGUAAAGAAGAUGAAUUUAAGUGCAGCAAUGGACACUGCAUUUCACAGCAUCUUGUAUGCGAUGAUGUCGAUGACUGUGGUAACCAUUUUGAUGAAACAGGUUGCAAUACAGGAAAAGAAAGAUCAUGUGCAGAGAAUCUAUGUGAACAUAAUUGUACCCAGUUAAGUGAAGGAGGCUUUAUCUGCUCCUGUAGACCUGGAUUCAAAGCCAGUAUUUUGGACAGAAACUCCUGUGAUGACAUCAACGAAUGUGAGCAAUUUGGGGUUUGUCCCCAGAAAUGCCAAAAUACCAAAGGAAGUUACGAGUGUUCCUGUGCUGAAGGCUUCCAGUCUGUGAGUGACCAGUAUGGAAAACGAUGCGCAGCUAAUGGUAAUCCUCCUUUGUUGCUACUGCCUGAAAAUGUGCGAAUUCGAAAAUAUAAUCUCUCAUCUGAGAAGUUCUCAGAUUAUCUUGAAGGCGAGGAACGUAUUCAGGCUAUUGAUUAUGAUUGGGAUCCCGAGGGCAUAGGUCUCAGUGUCAUAUAUUACACUGUGCUAGGACAUGGUUCCGAAUUUGGUGCUAUUAAACGUGCCUACAUCCCCAACUUUGAAUCCGGUACUAAUAAUCUUGUGUCAAAGGUUAACCUGAACCUGAAAUACAUAAUGCAGCCAGAUGGAUUAGCAGUGGACUGGGUUGGAAGGCAUAUUUACUGGUCAGAUGCCAGGAGUAAACGGAUCCAGGUGGCUAAACUUGAUGGGAGAUACACAAAGUGGCUGAUUUCCACACAGCUGGAUCAACCAGCUGCAGUGGUUGUGAAUCCUAAACUAGGGCUUAUGUACUGGACUGACUGGGGCAGAGAACCUAAAAUCGAGUCUGCCUGGAUGGAUGGGCAGCAUCGGAACAUCCUAGUUCAAGAGGAUCUUGGUUGGCCAACAGGCCUUACUAUUGAUUAUUUGAACAGUGACCGGAUCUACUGGAGUGACUUCAAGGAGAACAAUAUUGAAAGUAUAAAACAUGAUGGGACUGAUAGGAGAAUCGUUGCAAACGCAGCAAUGAACCCAUAUAGUCUGGACAUCUUUGAAGGCCAGUUUUACUGGAUAUCUAAGAAUAAGGGAGAAGUAUGGAAGCAAGAUAAAUUUGGGCGAGAUGAGAAGGAGAAAAUGCUGAUGGUGAACCCAUGGCUCACUCAAGUUCGAAUCUUCCAUCAACAUAGAUACGAUCGGUCAGUGCCCAACCGCUGCAAAAAUGUCUGCAGUCACCUCUGCCUCCUGAGACCGGGAGGAUACAGCUGUGCCUGUCCCCAAGGAUCCACCUUUAUAGCAGGGAGCAUCACUGAUUGUAACGCAGCCAUCGAAAGUCCUACCAACAUGCCCCCCCCCUGCAGGUGUAUGUACGGAGGAAAUUGCUAUUUUGAUGAGAAUGACCUCCCCAAAUGCAAAUGUCCCAGUGGCUACAUGGGAAAAUAUUGUGAAAUAGGGCUUUCAAAAGGCGUCCCUCCAGGAACAACAGUGGCUGUGCUGUUGACAAUCAUCCUGAUCAUCAUAGUUGGAGCAUUGGCAGCAUUAGGAUUUUUCCACUACAGGAGAACUGGCUCCCUUUUGCCUUCUCUGCCCAAGCUACCAAGCCUAAGCAGUCUAGUUAAAUCCUCUGAAAAUGGAAAUGGGGUGACCUUCAGAUCGGGAGCGGACGUUAACAUGGAUAUUGGAGUGUCUGGUUUUGGGCCCGAGUCUGCUAUUGACACAUCAGUGGUGAUGAGUGAACAUUUUGGCAUGGAGAUGGGGAAGCAGCCCAUCAUAUUUGAAAACCCCAUGUAUGCAUCCAGGGACAGUGAUGUCAAAGUGGCUCAGCCAACCCAGGUAACUGUAUCUGGAAAUGUGGAUAACCAGAACUAUGGAAGUCCCAUAAACCCUUCUGAAAUAGCUCCAGAUGCAAGUCCGGCUUCCCCAAGUGCUGAUGCAACUCAGGCAACAAAAUGGAGUAUCUUCAAACGGAAGUUGAAACCAACCACCAACUUUGAAAAUCCAAUCUACGCGGAGAUGGAGCAUGAACAGAAGGACGGCGCUGCUGUGGCUCCCCCUCCCUCUCCGUCCCUUCCUGCUAAAAGUUCUCCAAGGAGAGACCCAGUGCCAACCUACACUGCAACGGAAGACACUUUUACGGACACCGCAAACCUUGUUAGAGAAGACUCUGAGGUAUAGCUAUGCCAUCGAUAUAGGGAUAAUUAGAAACAUACUUUUGCACAUAUAUUUUUUACAAACAAAUGAAGAAAAAGUUAACAUUCAGUACUUUAUUAAAAAAAUAUAUUUUUUUCCCAUUUGCCAGUAGUUGGAAGUGUCUAUGGAAACCAUGCCUUCUGUGUCCCUUUUUUUACUUACGCUGUCUCAUGUUUUUACAAAUGAUUAUCACAAUGUACUAUAUGUAUAUCUUUGCACUGAAGCUAUCUGAAGGUAAUGCUAUAAAUAUACUGUACAUUUGUAAAUUUUGGAAAGAUUAUCACAUCAUUAAAUUUGCUGAGAAAAGUA
Hyaena hyaena (striped hyena) is the source of this 14430-nucleotide messenger RNA. RefSeq names its product LDL receptor related protein 2 (gene LRP2). The record is from RefSeq and is a predicted model, not a curated record. Lineage: Eukaryota; Metazoa; Chordata; Mammalia; Carnivora; Hyaenidae. Gene Ontology annotation, molecular function: calcium ion binding; protein binding. Bases 160 to 14106 code for a protein of 4648 amino acids. The transcript has 79 exons.